This is a messenger RNA of Pungitius pungitius (ninespine stickleback), 2762 nucleotides long. RefSeq lists its product as uncharacterized. The coding region runs from base 140 to 1399 and encodes 419 amino acids. The record is from RefSeq and is a predicted model, not a curated record. Gene Ontology annotation, biological process: cell division. The transcript has 11 exons. NCBI's taxonomy places the organism in Eukaryota, Metazoa, Chordata, Actinopteri, Perciformes, Gasterosteidae. Gene Ontology annotation, molecular function: protein binding.
GCAGUCACGCAGGGCCCGUUUGGAGCAUGCGCACUUCCUUCCUCCAGCAGAGUAAUACGCGUGUGUAACAAUCACACUUCGGAAAAAGUCUGUUCCAAAAACACACCAUUGUAAAGAUACAAAUUGUGUUUUCACCACCAUGGGAGGACAAGCAAAGGGAAAAAAGAAAAACAAGCCGAAGAAGAAAGACAACCGCCCAAACACAGACGCAGGAUUUGUUGGAUUGUCACCCCAAGAAAGGAUGAAACUAAGGGUACAUGAAAAAGCCAAGAAGAAGACAGCUGAGAAGUACUCAGUGCAACAACUACUCGAAAAGACGGAGGAAUACAUGGACAGUUUUGACUUUGAGAUGGCUGGCCUUUUCUGUCAACGAGCCCUGGAUGUGGAGUCAACCAACCUGCAAGCACUAGACAUGCAGGGACACAUCUGCUCUGAACUGGGAGACACACAGAAAGCCAAAGGAGCUUUUCUGCGUGCCGUGGAGCUGAGCCCAGAUGUUGGCCACAGUAAGUACAUGUACCUUGGGCAAAGCCACACAGGCCAGCAGGCAGUGGACUACUACACCAAAGGAAUACAAGUCCUGCUGUCUACAUUGGAGAAAAAAGCACAGACCCCAGCUCAAGCCGGAGCUGCUGCCCCCCACGAAGAGACCACUGAGCUCCCCACAGCGAAGGAUGUGUGUAUAGCCUACUGCUCUAUGGCUGAGAUUUACCUAACAGACCUCUGCAUGGAAGAGGGAGCUGCAGACAAGUGCAAGGAGUUUAUUGAGCGUGCAUUACAGCAUCACCAUGACAACCCUGAGGCUUUACAGCUCAUGGCAAGUUACCUGUUCAGUACAGAGCGAAACCAGGAAGGCAAAGAAUACCUGUUGAAGAGUGUUGGAUUGUGGCUGCCUGCUCAGAAACAAAGUGCAGCUUCUUUCAGCACAGAGGAAGACAUGCAGGAUGACAUCCCGCCGUACGAGUCUCGCGUCACCACGGCCAAGCUGCUCAUCGAGACGGAGGAAUACGAGAUGGCGGUGGAUGUGUUGGAGGGCCUUCUGGAGGAGGAUGAUGAAGUAGUGCAGGUGUGGUAUCUCUCCGGCUGGGUGUGCCACCUCCAGUUGGAAAAGGCGAAGGAGCAGCAAGAAAGAGACAGCAGAGACGUGACGGAGGUGGAGACAGAGGAGUGGAAAGCAUUGAAGGAGGCGGCCCGAUCGUACCUGACCAACGCUAAGAAGUUGUACAGUAAGUUGCGGUGUGAUGACCAGCCGAUGUUGGAGCACGUGGAGCAGCUGCUCGGCGAGCUGGGAGGAGAGUUGGUGGGAGAGGAGGGGGACCCGCUCCUCAAUGAAGACUAUGAACCCUGUAGUGAGGAGGAGGAGGAGGACGAUGAUGUAGAGGCCCCUAUGGAACACUGACAACAGCCCGUCGCUUGCACUCUGUGAUUUCCCUUCUCCCAAUAGUAACUUCUCCCUGUAGUUAAAAUGUUCUUGUGCGCUCUAUAAGUGCCUUUUGUAUUGACUGUCCGUUCCCACCAGUCUAUCAAAGAUUACAUCUGAAAUCAAGUGAGAUGCGGCAUUAAUAGCAGAAGUCUACUCAAUCUCCUUUUGAAUGCUUUUGAUGAAAUAAAUGCAUACUAGUUGUGCUUCCCUUAAUCUCCAUCAUAGAUGUUUUACUUCUCACCAGCGGCUGAAGCAAACCAACUUUGAAUGCCUCUCAUACACACCCACGCAUUUGACUCAAACAAACAAACACACAUGGCAGUUGUGCGCAAACACAAACACAGAAGCAUCACGUUAAUUACUUCAGCUCAUCUUCAAAACAACAGCAACAGUGUUUCCCUCUCAGACGACAUGUCAACAGGAAGUAAACCUUGUUAGACAUUGUGUCUGCCAACAUUCAACACUGUCUUUACAUGUAAUAGUAAAAAUUUUACAAGUUCAUGUACAAUUCUUAAACUGAAUGCCUUUGUCCCUUUUUUUGUUAAAUCAUUGGAUCCAACCAGGCAAGACAUAAAAGAGAAUUUGACGUGUAUCAAGAUUUUUUCUGUCUUCAAAGUGGCUGUCAAAGCCUUUCAGGCAGGAGAAAGGGGCAACUGUUUUUCUUUUCAUCUAGAUUUCACAUCGCAGCCUUUUAAAAGUCUCCGCCAUGGCUACGUCACUUAACGACAUGGGUGGUGUAAUGGAAUGGCACAAUGACAUAGGAUUUAUACUUUGAUAUUUUUUACAAUUAAAUGUAAGUGGUAGAACAGAACAGAUCUUCUUUGCAGGGUAAGGAUUAGAAAGUCUUUAGAAAAACAAGGCAAAGAAAUAUAAAAAAGACUGAAAAUAUCUAAAACCUACAGUGUGACAUGGUCAAUAUACUUUUCCACAUUACAACACCUAAUAUCUCUGAAUCUUUCCGGCUAACUCUCAAAACCGGCAUUGAAUAACCCAAUUUCACCAGUGUUAACAAUACAAAAUAUAUUGGACCAAACAGUUGCUACUUUUCUCGAGCCCUGGUAUAUUUAUAGAGCAAGUCAAUGUGUGCGCACAUAUACCCUAGUGUAUAUCUCAAUGCAGCAUGCCUGUUAACAAACACCACAGGCAUCCACUGCCGCACGGCUCCUUUGAAGAAUUUUAUAACCAGUAAAUGGGAACGUUAUCUGAGAUCCUGCUCCUGAUAGCGACCCGGCUGCAAGCUGGGAAACCAGUUUGGGAACACGGGGGUUCAGAUUCCUUGAUCUGAUUGUGUACGUUUGUGUUUAAGGAGUGUUAAAUAAAGCUCAGGAGAAACAACAGA